Molecule: messenger RNA, 3177 nt
Organism: Brassica rapa (field mustard)
Lineage: Eukaryota; Viridiplantae; Streptophyta; Magnoliopsida; Brassicales; Brassicaceae
Product: ethylene-responsive transcription factor ERF034
Biological process (GO): regulation of DNA-templated transcription
Molecular function (GO): DNA-binding transcription factor activity; DNA binding
Source: RefSeq, a predicted model, not a curated record
AAACUGAACAAUAUCCACACGUUCUAUGAGUAUAUAUAUAAUACGUGUGCAUAAUGUCGUUCAUUACUAAAUGAAUUCUUAUAUAAGCACAGUUGAGAAAAAUAUUUAAAACUUCAGUAUAUAUAGUAUUUAUCUAUUUAUUGUUAAUAAAUAUAAUAAAUAUAAUAAAUAUAAUAAAUAUAAUAAAUAUAAAAUAAAGUAGUUUCUUAAUUAAUUAUGCUGGCACCGAAUCGAAUAUGACGUAUCUAAUAAUGUUACGUAGAUAUACAAAUACAAUGAUAUUUGAUUAGGUAUGUGGGCGUUUAUGUUGAAUCAAAAUUUAAUACCGUGACCCAUUCGUAUUAAAAUAUACUAUAUGACGUGACCCAUAUACCGUGACCCAUUCGCAUUACAGCCAUCUUAAUUAUGAAAUUAAAUGAAAGAAAAUGGCUCGAUGAUGCCUUUUUAUCAAUGAACUGUGAAUCUCGUGAUUAUUUGUUUAUUACCACCGAUUGUACUCUAACUAUUUACGGCACGUGAAAUAGAAUGCCUCGAGGCUAAAUUAAUAUCAAUAUAGUUUGUUUAUUGGAACAUGAGUAACUGUCGUAAAUAGUAGUAUAUUCAUGUGCGUCUUAGAGCACCCCCAUUGAGGGUUCAUGGGGGGAGUUCACACAAAAACCAAGAAAAAAAAAUAAUAAAAUAAUUCAAUCCCAUGAACCCUCUCUCUCCUAAAGUUCUUUUGGUUGAACCCCUCUCUCCUAAAGUUCAUCACUGUAGCGCGGGCCCCACGUGUCGUGGCGGCCCGCGAUUGGUCUAACUUUUUUUUUUUUUUUUUUUUUUAAAAAAAAAACCAAAAAGAAAAAGAAAUAAAUUUUAAUAAUAAAAAACUAAAAAGAUGAACCCCAAGAGGGGGUUCAUUGAUGUGGAUGCUCUUAGUUUCACCCAGGGAGCCGGUAACGAAUGAACCGUUUCUGUUUGUUUGGCCACCAAUGAGAUAGACGGUUAGAAUAAACGGUGUCUGGAAACGACAGGAAAAAGCGUUACAACCUUUAGAAACAAUUGGAACAAACGUUUUGCGGUAACAUAGCGAUUAUGAGUUAUUUUUAACCAGACCUGUAAACUGAUAUACCAAUCGUUACAUUUUUGAUUAAAAGAGGAGACGGUCUUCUAAUGAUACUGCCAUAUAACAUAUAGGUCUUUUGCACUAACAUACGGAUUAAGAUUUAUUUUUUUCAAACAAAAAAGAAGUUAGUUUAGUCAAAUUCUAAAAUGUUACAUUAUGAAACUGCAAUCAAUUAACACUGCCGAAAGAAAACAUGCUUAAAUAAUUUAUUGUCUGUCUAUGGAAUUGUCAAAAUAACAUUUUGUAUGGCUUACAUCCGAGUAUCGACAUAGCUCGUACUUUCUCACGUUUUUUCUUUUAAUUGUACUCUGUUAUUUUUAAUGUCAAGUAUCGUACUCUAUUUCUUAUUUUUUCAAAUAAAAUGUACUAAAGAAGAAAAAACGAAACUCUAUGACACUUUCUUUUACAAAAAAAAAACGAAACUCUAUGAGAAAGAAUGUAUAGAUGCUAAAUUAUAGUAAAUUAUAUAUGACAUCAAACUAAGUACCCCGAUUUUAUUUGGAAGAAAUAAAAGUGGUAGAUGGGCAAUUCAUAUGUCAAUAGGUGACACACAUGCACGAGGGUCGGGCCAUAUUAGACGAAUGCAUAUUAUAUAUUAUAUAUUUAGAAUCGGUUAAAAAAUAUAUAUAUUUUAUUAUUUUUCUUCAAUAAAUACAUGUCUUGUUAAAAAUAAAGACAUAUUUUCUGGUUAGAAGAAUGCACAUAUGAAAUAGUUCAAAAAAAAAAGAAUACACACAUGAAACCAUCUUGUUUCUAUUUAUUUUUACAUGGAUCAAAACUGGUCAGCUAAAACGGAGAAACUCAAAUAUCUUCUUUUUUGUUCCUGGACCCCAUUCCAAUAUAGUAUUAGACUAUUAGCUAGUAGUAUUAUUUUACUUUCUAUUAUUUUCUUUAUAAUAUGAAAAAGCCAAAAAGAGAUUGUGAACGAAUAUUAAUACAAGCCCACUUCACAUCUAUUUUUGGGCAACCCUCUUUUCUAAAGCUAGCUUCUCUCUAACAAUGGAAACACAUCUCAACAUAGAGAAGAGUGCUUCUCAAGUUACCUUAACCUCCUCCGCUAUCUUCGCCGUAUCAUCUUCCUCCUCCUCCUCCUCUUCCACCGCCUCAUUGUCCUCACCUACAACAUCUUCCUCUUCUUCAUCAAUAACUUUGAAUUUCUCUGAGGAUACCAACUCUAAAAGAAAAGCAUCUCGAAGAUCAUUACCCGUUCUAGAAGAUGAUGAAAACGUCGUGAAACAGCGAAAGACCAGCGGCGGAGAUAAGCAUCCGACGUAUAGAGGAGUGCGGAUGAGGAGUUGGGGCAAAUGGGUGUCUGAGAUCAGAGAGCCGAGGAAGAAAUCAAGAAUCUGGCUCGGAACUUAUCCAACGGCUGAUAUGGCUGCUCGAGCUCAUGAUGUGGCGGCUUUAGCCAUUAAAGGUACAACGGCUUAUCUUAAUUUUCCUGAAUUAUCCGGCGAGCUUCCUCGUCCGGUCACGAACUCUCCUAAAGAUAUUCAAGCCGCUGCCACAGCCGCCGCCGUAAAUUGGCAAGACUCCGAUGUAGCUGCAUUAGAGGAAGCCGAACCGAGUCGAGAAGUGAUGGCUCAGUCUUUGUCAGGUAGUGUGGUGUUUUCUUCGGACAUUACAACUCGAGAGAUGUCGGAAACUUCGUGUGCGGACAAAGAGAGCGACGAAGAGAAGCUGUUUGAUUUGCCGGAUUUGUUUAAUGAUGAGAUGAUGAUACGAGACGAUGCGUUUUGUUAUUACUCGUCCACAUGGCAGCUUUGUGGAGCUGAUGUUGAUGAGCCGAGUUACUUUUUCAAUGACCUAAAUCACACUCCAGCUCACUCUUAACACCUAAUUAAUUUAUCCUGCUUUUUCAUUUUCACUAUUUACGUUUGUUUUUCUUGUUUAUUUUUUUCUUUCAAAUUGAGUAUCAGUGAUUUUUUUUGGUAAAGAAAUGGGUUCAUUUUGAUUUGUUUAGCAAAAUGUGUUUGAUGAAUAUUCUUGUAAUAUAAAUGUGGUGAGAACAUAUUCUGAAUAAAGAAAAAAUAGGAACAAAACCAAGUUGUUUGUUGACAACCAUCUUCAUAAUA